AUGAAACAAUUGUUUCUACUUGUAAUUCUAAUUGGUUGUCAAGCUAAUAAUGAUCAUUAUCAAAUAACAUUAAUGAGUUAUAAUGUUAUGCUUUUACCAAGUAUACUUGUCUUUGAACGUGAUCAAAUAACUCGUGCUCAUUUAUUAACUAAAGCCAAAUUUCUUCGUUCAACUGAUAUACUUUGUUUACAAGAAGUUUUUCAAACAAAACCAAGUGAAAUAUUACUUAAUGCAUUAAGUGAAACAUAUCCUUAUAGUACACCAAUACUUGGUGAAGAAGAUGAUAAAGAUGAAUGGAAUGAAACAUGGAAUGAUCAUAUCAGUUCUAGUUCAUUAAAAUUUGUUAGUGGUGGUGUUACAAUUUUAAGUAGAUGGCCAAUUAUUUAUGCUGUACAAUAUUUUUAUGAACAUUCAUGUAGUGCACAUAAUUUUGUUCGAACUGGUUUUGUUUAUGCUAAAAUUUUAUAUGGUAAAUAUAAACAUCCUAUACAUGUGUUUGGAACACAUUUACAACCAAAUGAUCAUCGUGGUUGUUAUUUAUAUGGUGAAGAUAAAAUACGUGAAAAACAAAUGUAUAAAUUAAAUAAUUUUCUUCAAUUAAGAAAUAUUUCUUCUGAUGAACUUGUUUUUAUACUUGGUGAUUUUAAUAUUAAUAAAUAUAAUGUGAAACAAUAUGAAAAAAUGCUUAAAAUAUUAAAUGUUCAUGAACAAUAUUUAUAUCCAUCAAGUAUACCAUGCAGUUGGGAUAGUUCAUUUAAUGCAAUGACUAAUUCAAAACAUGCAAAUCAAUUAUUAGAUUAUGUUUUAAUACAUAAAAAUCAUACACCAAAACAUACUUUUUGGUAUAAUCUUAUAACAGAUCGAAUGGCAUCUAAACAAUGGCAUUUACUUGGUCAAAAUCAUUUAUUUUAUAAUACACGUAAUAUUCCUUUAUUAGAAUUGUCCGAUCAUUAUCCAGUUAUUGGUUUUUUUAAUCAAAGUAAACAACAAUGGUCAUAUAGACCAUCAGGUGUUUUAACAUAUGUUAAAUUUCUAACUGUUGAUACAAAUUUACCAGUUAUUAUUGUUGAUCGUGAACUACGAAUAGGCACAUCAACAAAUCAAACAGGUUCUUUAUUUAUUUUAACAAAUAAUGGUACACCACGUCGACAUCGAUGUUUAAGAUCCGAACAAUAUAUUUUAUUAAUUGAUGCUAAUAGAACUGAAUUUUAUCUAUCAAAUGAAAAAUUAUUUCGAAUGAAAUAUGGUAAAGAACAUGUUAAUCGAUAUUUGAAAAUAAUUCAAAUUGAUAAUAAAUCAACAUGUAUUAAAACAAAUUCAACUAUUAUUUUUCAAUCACGUUUAUCAACUGGUUUUUAUUAUGUUAACAAUCAAAAUUCACAUUUAUGUGCAUGUGCAAAGAAUAAACAACAAGCUCAAUUAUUUCGUUUAAUUGAAGUUGAACGCAAAAAUAUUACUUGUACUAUGGCAUAUGAAAAAUAA
Molecule: messenger RNA, 1482 nt
Organism: Rotaria sp. Silwood1
Lineage: Eukaryota; Metazoa; Rotifera; Eurotatoria; Philodinida; Philodinidae
Source: the annotation of a GenBank genome assembly